This is a messenger RNA of Paramecium tetraurelia, 1026 nucleotides long. RefSeq lists its product as uncharacterized. The transcript has 4 exons. Gene Ontology annotation, biological process: protein quality control for misfolded or incompletely synthesized proteins; positive regulation of proteolysis; cellular response to misfolded protein. The record is from RefSeq and is a predicted model, not a curated record. Gene Ontology annotation, cellular component: cytoplasm. NCBI's taxonomy places the organism in Eukaryota, Ciliophora, Oligohymenophorea, Peniculida, Parameciidae. Gene Ontology annotation, molecular function: protein-folding chaperone binding; ubiquitin protein ligase activity.
AUGUUUCCUUUUGUAGGCAACUUGUUCCGAAAUGACUUCCCUUUGUUCCUAUUUGAUGAUCACUUCAUUCCAGGCCCAGGAGUUAGAGUAAGAGUUCCCAGACCGCCAUACACUAAUAGGCAAUUUAGAGAUCAAGCUCCUAAACCUCCCAGUUUGAAGUUGAUGCAGAGUGUGAGAAAACCGCUCAAAGAUUUCACAGAAAACCAAGGCCAAUAUUGGGCAAUCUUGGGUGAUGAAUAAUAUGAAAAAGGGGAUUUUUUCAAUGCAAUCACUCAUUAUACUAAGGCUAUCGAACUUACAGAGGGAACUGAAAGCUCAUUCUUUCGUUGCAGAGGAUUGGCCUUAAAAUAGGCUGGCAAUUUAGAUCCUGCUUACAGAGACGCCAUCAUUGCAAUUGAAUUGGAUGAUAAGAAUAUCAAGGCACAUUUGUUAUGCGGAUAAGUGUUGGCUGAGCGAGGAAAAAGUUCUGAUAAUACUUAGGACAUUGAGAAUGCAAUAAUAAGACUGACUAAGGCUAGAACUCUGUGUGCGGGGUAAAAGAAGGAGUAUUAUGAAGAUGAACUUAGUAAGUACAUUUAUAGAGCCAAAAAGUUACUUUGGUACAAAAAUUAAGAAAUAAAUAAUAAGAAUAAGAGAGUGGCUAUUGAGAACUAUAAAACUUAUUUAAAUUAAAGAUAGGAUCUAAAUCCUGAGUAGAGGUAGAAGGAGUUGGAGGGAUUCAUAAAUUCUAUAGGGAAUCCAGAUUAGAAAUAGGAGUAUGAUAUUCCCAGUUAUUUGAUAUGCAAGAUAACAUUGGAAUUGAUGGAAAAUCCAGUUGUAAACGAUGCUGGCCAAACUUAUGAGCGUGACAUGCUUAUCGAGGCUAUAAACAAGAAUGGGCCCAGUGAUCCGACGACAAGACAGCCGAUUAGUAAGAAGUUUUACCCGAAUGUGAAUGUGAAGCAAGCGACGCAGGACUUCCUGUUGAAUAGUCCGUGGGCAUUCGAAUUCCAGAAAGGGGAGGAGUAUUAAAAUAUUGAGUUUUGA